Messenger RNA from Leptosomus discolor (cuckoo roller), 1326 nucleotides. The record is from RefSeq and is a predicted model, not a curated record. Lineage: Eukaryota; Metazoa; Chordata; Aves; Leptosomiformes; Leptosomidae.
AUGGAGGAUGAGUCUGAGAAGGACGCAGACCAGAACGAAGAGACGUCUGAAAUCAGUGAGUCUCCAGAGUCUGUGUCGCUGGCUGAUGCCCCAGCAGAGAAGGCCACACAGGCCACACAUGCCAGGGUCCUGAUAACAUAGCCUGAGAAGGCCUUUACAGGCACCAAGCUGUACUUGGAAGCAUGCAGGCUGAUGAAGGUGGUGCCUGUCUCACACUCUAUUCAGAACUUGGCCAAGCCUUAUAUAAACCUGAACCACCAUGGUCUAGGACUCAAAGGUGUCAAAGCCAUUGCUAAUGCUCUGGCAAACAUUUCCAGUAACCAUCUAGACACAGCAGGACCUGAAGUCAUUGCCAGUUUGCUUUUGGAUAACAUGUCCUACCUCCAUGCUCUUCGGCUCUCAGGAAACAGCUUUGGAGGAGAGACUGUGCCAUAGUUUGCUGAUGCAUUAAUAGUGAGUUACCUGAAAUCCAAGGAGCUGGACCUCAGCCACAAUGAGUUCUCUGAGAAGGGAGGACAGCUCCUGAGGCAGAUGCUUGCCAGCAAUACAACACUGGAGAUUCUGGACCUCAGCUGGAACGACCUGAAAAGGAAGGGGACAGUAGCACUGGGCACAGGUCUCAGGGGCAGUAGUGCACCGACAAUACUCGGACUUUCUUGGAAUGGUGUUGGCAAGGAGGGAGCACUGGCCCUAGGAGAAGCUCUCAAAGUCAGUAACGUGCUGGUUCACCUGGACAUCAGCAACAACCAGAUUAACAACAAGAGCCAGAAGCUCUGCAGGGGCCUUGAAAUCAAUGGAAAACUCAUAAUCCUGAAGAUGGCCAGUAAUCCCCUGACCAUGGAAGGUUCCACUGUGCUGUCUGUCAGAAAGAACCCCAAAUCCAUAAUGGAGGAGAUCAACAUCUCAAAUGUGUUGGUGAACAAAAACUUCAUCAAGUUGCUAGAUUUGGUGUGUCGAAUGCCUCCUGAACUAGGUAUCAUCUAUGGUGAGGUCGAAGGCUGUAUUGCCAGGAUCCCCAAGCAGCAUCCAGAUUCCAUGAAAUUCAGAUGAAACUCGUUGAAAGACCACAACCUACAACUCUGGGACUUUUUUAGGAAUAUUGAUAAGGAUGGAAACAUGAAGAUCCCUGUGGCAGCCUUCCAGAGAGCCAUGAUGCAGCAACCAAGCAUCCCACUGGAUCGAGUCCAAAUUGGGGAACUAGUGUGCAAGCUGGACUAGAAUCAGAUAGGGGUUGUGGAUCAAUCUCACUUAAAGGAGCAGAAGCCAGCACAGAAUCCUGUGGAAGGGAAAUCGAGGAGGAAGAGAAGGAAGAGCCAUAAAAAUUAA